AUGGCUUCCGCAGUACCCGAAACCCUAAGCCGAGAACAGUAUGUGUACCUGGCCAAGCUCGCCGAGCAAGCCGAGCGCUACGAGGAGAUGGUGAGCUUCAUGGAGAAGCUGGUGGUGGGGUCCACCGCCGCCGGGACUGAGCUGACGGUCGAGGAGCGCAACCUGCUCAGUGUCGCCUACAAGAACGUCAUCGGCUCGCUCCGGGCGGCUUGGCGCAUAGUGUCAUCGAUCGAGCAGAAGGAGGAGGGACGCCGGAACGAGGAACACGUGGCGCUCGUCAAGCAGUACAGAUCCAAGGUCGAGACUGAGCUCUCGGCCAUCUGCGCCGGAAUUCUCGAGCUCCUGGAGAAGCACCUUGUUCCAUCGGCUUCUACUGGAGAGUCCAAAGUCUUCUACUUGAAGAUGAAGGGCGAUUAUCAUCGAUACCUCGCUGAGUUUAAAAAUGGCGAUGAGAGAAAAACCGCUGCCGAGGACACCAUGGUUGCUUACAAGGCUGCUCAGGAUAUUGCGCUGGCUGAUUUGGCGCCUACGCAUCCAAUAAGGUUGGGGCUGGCGCUCAAUUUCUCGGUGUUUUACUACGAGAUCCUUAAUUCCUCAGAGAAAGCUUGUAGCAUGGCUAAACAGGCUUUUGAGGAAGCUAUUGCUGAGCUUGAUACGCUGGGAGAGGAAUCAUACAAAGACAGCACCCUUAUCAUGCAACUGCUGAGGGACAACCUCACUCUCUGGACUUCAGAUUUGCAGGAGCAGAUGGAUGAGGCUUAA
Prunus armeniaca (apricot) is the source of this 762-nucleotide messenger RNA. The record is from the annotation of a GenBank genome assembly. Lineage: Eukaryota; Viridiplantae; Streptophyta; Magnoliopsida; Rosales; Rosaceae.